Cryptococcus wingfieldii CBS 7118 is the source of this 594-nucleotide messenger RNA. RefSeq names its product cytoplasmic protein. The coding region runs from base 1 to 594 and encodes 197 amino acids. Gene Ontology annotation, molecular function: protein binding. NCBI's taxonomy places the organism in Eukaryota, Fungi, Basidiomycota, Tremellomycetes, Tremellales, Cryptococcaceae. The record is from RefSeq and is a predicted model, not a curated record. The transcript has 3 exons.
AUGGCCUCAACAAAACCCACCCAAGAUCAAAUUGAAGACGCCAUCCUCGCUUCCAGAUUCGGCGACUUGGACGACCUCAAAGCGUUCGUGGGCGAGUUCGGGAAAGAGGCUCUUGCGGAAGGCAGGGAUGAGCGGGGAAACAGCGUUCUGCACAUGUGCUGCGGCAAUGGGCACAUUGAUGUGCUCGAGUACAUCCUCCCACUUGUACCCUCCUCUCUUCUGACGGCCACGAACGAGGCCGGCUCGCCUCCUCUCCACUAUGCGAUCAUGAACAACAAGACUGAAUGCGUCAAGAAGCUUGUCGAGCUGCCAGAAGAGCAGGGAGGUGGUCUUCCCAUAUUAAAACAAAAGAAUGCCAACGGUCGAGACGCUUUCCUCGAAUCCUGCUGGUCUGGUGAAGGCAAGGAAGAAGUCUCUGGCUGGAUCGAGGGUUAUCUUUACCGAGUCGAGGGUGCCGACGACGAGGACUAUGAGGCGCAGGCAAAGGAAGUCAAGAUGGAGGAGGGCGAUGAGGUGGUUCAGGCCGAGGCUUCCGCUGUUGAUGAACUCGCGGAGAAGGCCGAGGGCCUUGAUGUCAAGGAGAAGGAAAAGUAG